Molecule: messenger RNA, 594 nt
Organism: Biomphalaria glabrata
Lineage: Eukaryota; Metazoa; Mollusca; Gastropoda; Planorbidae
Product: anti-sigma-I factor RsgI2-like
Exons: 2
Source: RefSeq, a predicted model, not a curated record
CCAACCUCUGAACUGACACCAACAUCAGCUCCAACACCAACAUCAGUACCAACACCAACCUCUGAACUGACACCAACAUCAGCACCAACACCAACAUCAGUACCAACACCUACAUCAGUUCCAACCCCAACAUCUGAACUUACACCAACAUCAGCACCAACACCAACCUCUGAACUUACACCAACAUCAGCUCCAACAUCAAUUCCAACACCAACAUCUAUUCCUCCUGGAACAUAUACCACAACAACAACCACAACUCCUGAACCUCCACCAACAUCUUUACCUACACCAACCUCUAUUCCAACUCCAACAUCAGUACCAACACCUACAUCUGAACUGACACCAACAUCAGCUCCAACACCAACAUCAGUCCCAACACCAACCUCUGAACUUACACCUACAUCAGUACCAACUCCUACAUCUGAACUGACACCAACAUCAGCUCCAACAUCAGUGCCAACACUAACAUCUUUCCAAACUCCAACAUCUGAAUUUACACCAACAUCAGUCUCCAACACCAACAUCAGCUCCAUCUUCUGUGCCAACACAAACAUCAGUACCAACACCUACAUCUGUUCCAACCCAAACAUCUGA